Molecule: messenger RNA, 300 nt
Organism: Pipistrellus nathusii (Nathusius's pipistrelle)
Lineage: Eukaryota; Metazoa; Chordata; Mammalia; Chiroptera; Vespertilionidae
Source: the annotation of a GenBank genome assembly
AUGCCCAGAGUGCUCCUGCUGCUGUCUGCUGCCCUGGUGCUCCUCGGGCCUGUGCAUGGAGCCACCCUGAGGAGCAAGGAGACAUGGAAGCCGCUUAGCAACCCCCAGAACCGGGACCUGUUUUUCAGAACCCUUCAGGCGUAUUUUAAGGGAAGAGGUCUUGACCUUGAAAAGUUUCCAAAUACUUUCUCCACGAACGAGAACCCCAGACCCCUCUCUGUGCAGUCGGAGCUCAUGGCCUCUGCCUUCGCCAAGUACAAAGAGCAGAGAGACUCCCUUCCCGGCAACCUCAAAAGCUGA